This is a messenger RNA of Harpegnathos saltator (Jerdon's jumping ant), 685 nucleotides long. RefSeq names its product Protein Osi13 (gene Osi13). The record is from RefSeq and is a predicted model, not a curated record. Bases 181 to 669 code for a protein of 162 amino acids. Gene Ontology annotation, cellular component: membrane. The transcript is spliced from 2 exons. NCBI's taxonomy places the organism in Eukaryota, Metazoa, Arthropoda, Insecta, Hymenoptera, Formicidae.
UUAUCGGCGGAGUGGCCGGUACGGACUCGGGCUUUCGCAGGGCUCGGCCGCGGUGAGAGAACGCGCGAGAGGGUGUGUGUGCUGUAUGAGAGGCUGCGGAGACAGGUCGAUAGAUAGAUAGAUUUAAGGCAAAAAGGGCAAAGAGAGACGAGGACGGAGGAGCGCGUAGAUGCUGAAGAGAUGUUAUUGCCGUACGUGCUGCUCCUGCUGCCCGCGCUAGUCGCAGCGCAGACGGGCUCGCAGGCUACGAAGACGCUGGCCCGGCGCGACGACACCUCCGGGGGUGCUCUGGACUUGAUCGGCGAGAGUUUUCUGGACGUCAUCGACACGUUCCUGCCCGCCUCCAAGUCGCACACCGCGGAAGAGCAUAGGCGAAAGAAAUUCAAGCUAAACAAGUACGUUCUACCGUUGAUCGUCGGUUUCGUGCUGAUCAAAUCGAUUCUGCUGCCCAUCGCGUUGAAGGCGCUGGCUGUCCUGAGCGGAAAAGCGGUCGUGCUGAGUCUGAUGAGUCUGAUACUGGCGGCCAUAGUCGGGCUGAAGAAGGUCGUCCAGAAGGAGAGUCAUCACGAUAACAACAAGUACAGACGACAGGACAUUUUUGAUUUCAUGGAGGAGGCGCAGGAAUUGGAACCCUACAGAUACUACAAGGAGCGCCGUAGAAAGAAGUGAAAGAGGAAUUAGAGGC